CUCUCUGUAGUGAAGAAGCUUCAGUUUUGUUGCAGCGUCUCCUCAUUUCUCCUCGUUUCUCCUCUUUGCUCCGUUUAUCUCUCCUGUUCUUCUGGUUCUUUCUUCUCCUUCCUGUGGAAUUCUGGGAGUUCUGUAGAUAGAUGAUGGGUUGAAGGUUCGGGAGCUGGACGCUGACGUGGGUUCAGUAGGAACACUGAGGAACGUUGACCGGAGGAGUUUCGGGAUCCAUGUGGACGGAAAGGGAAAGUUCUGCUGAGGAGGAACCAGCGUCUGACGCCGAGCGGGAUGCCGCUGUGAAGUUGGACGAGGAGCGAGCCGAGAUCGUAGCCCGAUAUGAAAAGGGUGUGGAGGGCGGCUCGGUGCUGCCAUGGGAGGAGGUGAACUUCGACGUCUACAAAGGCGUGGAUCGAUUCGGCUUCCACCAUGAAAAUGAGCUUCCAGAUUACGACCCUUUCGAGGAAAAGAGAAAACAUCUGGAACUGGAGAGAACGGACAAGUGGUUAAAGAUGAUCAAAAGCUGGGACAAGUACAAGAACAGUGAGAAGCUGGUGAGGAGGAUCUAUAAAGGAAUCCCACUGCAGCUUCGAGGUAAAGUUUGGGCUCUUCUCCUCGACGUCCCCAAAAUAAGGGAGGAGAAGAAGGACUUCUAUGAGAAAUUGAAGGUCCGAGCGAAAGGUUUGUCUCCCGAUGUCCGGCAGAUCGACCUGGACGUGAACCGCACCUACAGAGACCACAUCAUGUUCAUGCGCCGCUACGACGUCAAACAACAGGCCCUGUUUCACGUCCUCACAGCGUACUCCAUGUAUAAUAAGGAGGUGGGGUAUUGUCAGGGUAUGAGUCAGAUCACGGCUCUCCUCCUGAUCUACAUGGAUGAAGAAGACGCAUUCUGGGCUUUGGUCAAACUGCUGUCUGGACAGAGACACGCCAUGCACGGGUUCUUUAUUCCGGGUUUUCCAAAGCUGCUUCGCUUUCAAGAGCAUCAUGACCGCAUCCUAAAGAAGAUGAUGCCCAAACUGAGACAACAUCUAGACAAUCAGGAAGUUUACACCAGUCUCUACACCAUGAAGUGGUUCUUCCAGUGCUUUCUGGAUCGAACCCCGUUUACACUGACCCUGAGAAUAUGGGACAUCUAUAUUCUAGAAGGAGAGCGAGUUCUUCCAGCCAUGUCCUACACCAUCCUCAAGCUCCACAAAAAGAACCUGCUAAAGCUCUCCAUGGAGGAGCUGGUGGAGUUCCUGCAGGAGACCCUGUCCAAGGAUUUCUUCUACGAGGACGAUUCCGUCAUCGAGCAGCUGCAGAGCGGCAUGUCUGAGCUCAGGCGGGCCAAACUGGACCUCCCUCCUCCAGCUGAAGAUGACGAGUUUCCCAAGAAGCCGUUGGGCGUCCUCCCACCAGAGCGACCGUCGAUGGCAUCGGCCGGUCACAUUGCUAACGGGCGCAUGGAGGCUCCGCUCGCUCCGAGGGUUACCGCGGAGACGACCGUAGCAUCGUCCAGUGAGAGGAAACAGCCGACGCCGCAAAAGAAAGAGAAACACGAGGGACGCGAGGAAGCUCCGCCCAUCGCCAUCGAGAAACCGCACCUGGUGAUUAAUCACGCUUUGAACGCGGGUACCUUCGGGCGGCGAGACCUCGGCCCACGCUGGGUCAAACCGUCCGAGGGUAGGCUGGCGGCCAUGAUGGAGGGUCAGCCGAACCCGAGCGGCACCGUGCCCCCUUCUGCGGCCAUCCAGGUGUCGGCCAGUCAACAGGGUCGUCAACAUCGGCCUCGUUCUCGGGGGUUGGUGCCUGGCGCCAACCGCGGCUCUAACGCAUCGCAGUACGACAACGUGCCAAUGCAUGACCAGGAUUUCACCGACGUUUCGAACCUCGAGCGCCAACCUUCUCACACUCCUCAGCCAUAUGUGGCGCCACCCAUCGGGCAAGAAAGCCCCACGAGGCCCCCUAGUGGUGGCAUUUCCGCUCCGACGUUCAGAGUCCCCAAAAUCCCACCCAUGCCUUUUGUUCCUGCCCCCCACUCCACCCCACCUGUACACUACCCACCCAGCAUGGCGCCUGUUUACACCGUGUACGACGAGCGACCGUACGCCACCACGGCACGUUCCACGCCCUCGAAUCGCUCACCGGAAAAGAUGUUCCCGAACAACAGCUACGCUACUUACCGCCGCCAGGCGCUUGACGCCGAUGUUGUAGUCCGAACGGACGGCAUGGACGAGAGCGGGUACCUCCUCAGGCAGCCCGCUCACCUCUUAGAGCAGCGGUAUGACCGACAGUGGAGAGCAGAAGGUUGGCACGGCGGUGAGUUCGAUGUGGGGGCACUGCGCAAUGUGCCCCGCUCACCCAGCUUCCAGAUAGCUCAGCUCUCGCCCGUUCAUCCCGCUCAGGACUCCGGCUUCCUGCCCGUGCCGUUCGACACCAUGGCACACUACAGGGCAUCUGGCAGGAAUCAGAUGCCCACGGUGUUCGGAGGAGCUCAUUACAGACAAGAAGCCUUCGCCAUGCAGGAUUCCAUGCUUCUCUAAAAGAGUGAGUGUGAGAGAGGGGGAGUGUGGAUUAAAUUAGUGAGAGGGCGAGAGAGGUAUGAAUUGUAUGAGUGAGAGAGAGAGGGCGAGAGAGGUAUGAAUUGAAUGGGUGAGAGAGGUAUGGAUUGUAUGAGUGAGAGAGAGAGGGCGAGUGAGGUGUACAUUGUAUGAGAGAGAAAGGGUGAGAGCGGUGUAGAUUGUAUGAGUGAGAGAGGUGUGGAUUGAAUGAAUGAGUGAGAGAGGGCGAGAGAGGUGUGGAUUGAAUGAGUGAGAGAGAGAGAGGGCGGGAGAGGUGUACAUUGUAUGAGUGAGAGAGAGGAAGGGGCGAGAGAAGUGUAGAUUGUAUGAAUGAGAGAUUGGGUGAGAGAGGUGAACAUUGUAUGAGUGAGAGGGUGAGCGAGGUCUAGACUAUGGGUGAGAGAGAGGGUGAGAGAGGUGUACAUUGUAUGAGUGAGAGAGGAUGAUAGAGGUAUGGAUUGAAUGGGUGAGAGAGAGGGCGAGAGAGGUAUGGAUUGUAUAGGUGAGAGAGAGAGGGCGAGAGAGGUGUACAUUGUAUGAGUGAGAGAGGAUGAUAGAGGUAUGGAUUGAAUGGGUGAGAGAGAGGGCGAGAGAGGUAUGGAUUGUAUAGGUGAGAGAGGGCGAGAGAGGUAUGGAUUGUAUAGGUGAGAGAGAGAGGGCGAGAGACGUGUACAUUGUAUGAGUGAGAGAGGAUGAUAGAGGUAUGGAUUGAAUGGGUGAGAGAGAGGGCGAGAGAGGUUUGGAUUGAAUGGGUGAGAGAGAGGGCGAGAGAGGUGUACAUUGAGUGAGAGGGAGAGAGGGCGAGUGAGGUGUACAUUGUAUGAGUGAGAUACUAUGGUUGAGAGAUUGGGUGAGAGAGGUGUGUAUUGUAUGAGUGAGAGAGGGCGAGAGAGGUACACAUUGUAUUAGUGAGAGAGGGCGAGAGAGGUACACAUUGUUAUGAGUGAGAGAGGGCGAGAGGGGUGUACAUUGUAUGGGUGAGAGAGUGAUUGUGGCCAGGCUAUAUUAGCAGGAGUAAAUAUUUGAAAUAGAAGUUCAAUGAUUAAAUAUUGUCUAUAUUAGAUUAAUUAUAAAUAUUAGCAGAUUAUAAAAACGUAUUUUUAAACAUGUUUACUGAUUUAAUCUCCAUUUAUUUUUAAAAGAAAGUGAAAACAUCAGCCGUGAGGGCGCGUUUACGUUUUCUAGGACGUCCAGAUUUGAAUCGUGGUCCGUUUUUGAUCCCAUACUGACAUCCUCACAAAGAAUGUGGACAGCCGAGUAUGAGCUUGUUGGAUUGUUCGUGACGGAGUUCCGAUUCAUCCCAAAGGUGUUCAGAUGGAUUUAGGGUCAAGGUUGCUGGGAGUUCUAGCUGAUCUGUCUUAUACAUCUGAGGGAAACCAGUCCCACUGCGACCCUGACCGGAAUACGUUCACUACAUUCCUCCCAAUUUAGCGGACGCUUUUAUCCAAAGCGACUUACAGUACUGUGACAGUAAACAGUCUGAGCAAUCGAGGGUUAAGGGCCUUGCUCAAGGGCUUGAACCAGCGACCUUUUGAUUACCAGUCCGGUACCUUAACCACUAGGCUACAGCUGCCCUUCAAAGACACAAAGAGCCGUAACAAACACGCGCCCCACAAAACGUGUGGGUUCAGGCGGAGAUCCGUAUCGCGCACGGAGAGUCACGCAGAGGGCCAUCGUCCCGCCCCUUACAGACACAGCCAAUCGUACGUCUGUGUAGGCACCCGGCCGGCUGAUAGCAGAGCUGAAAUGUUAAGGUCUUGGUCUUGUCCAGUUCUUUUCCAUGUGAAGUCUUGAGCCCAGUACAGGACUAGCCACGUUUGGCCCCUGAGUGAGGCCCCUAACCCUCCAUUGCUUGAACUGUAUUUGGUUCACGUAGGUCAGUUUGAAUGAAAGGACACAAAUUUUGACGUCCAUUUAUUAGAAAUGGGUUCAACGAGGGAGGUGAGGAUAGUGUGUGUGUGUGUGUGUGUGUGUGUGUGUGUGUGUGUGUGUGUGUGUGUGUGUGUGUGUGUGUGUGUGUGUGGUCUCUCUACGUCCUACUGAACUGACAUUAUCAGACUCACCAACUUCAGGUGUUUGUACUGAUCAACCCUUAAAGACUGAUUAAAAAAAACACAGUUUGCUUUACUGUAACGGACUAAUCCCUCAUUUUUAGCGUCUUAGGAAUCGAACAGGAGUUUAUUUUAUUAUUAUUUUUAUUCUUUUUAACGUACGUGACUCUGCUCGGCUCGGAUACAAAAACACGAAACAUUUAUUCCACCUUCGGUUCUCCGUACAGAGCUUACAGAAGAUUUUAGUUUUAUUAGAAUGGAUCGUGAACAAAAAGCGAAGACGUUUCAGUCUAAACACACUGACGGAUUAUUUUUACGGCCCGGGAUCAGGGGCUCGUUCCUCUCUGUGAGGGACACACAGCUGAAGUUCUGACAGAUCAACACCAUCGUCCUAAACCACAGGGAACGGAACAGACGUCAGCGCACAUCUGGAUCUGGAUAUUUAAAAGACUUUCUCCAUCUCGGUUUCCAUUCCUUCAGCUCAAUUUCUCAAAUUCAAUUUCUCCAUCUCCAUUAAUUCAGUUCCAUUUCUCCACCUCUAUUUCCCCAUCUUCCCCAUUUCUAUAA
Molecule: messenger RNA, 5155 nt
Organism: Trichomycterus rosablanca
Lineage: Eukaryota; Metazoa; Chordata; Actinopteri; Siluriformes; Trichomycteridae
Gene: usp6nl
Product: USP6 N-terminal like
Exons: 14
Coding region: 228-2519 (763 amino acids)
Source: RefSeq, a predicted model, not a curated record